AUGGUAGUUGAGUACACCAAGGUACACAAGUACGACAAGCAAUCUCCUCGCCAGCUUUUGAAACACUACAAAGUGGUUGUUCCCUCUUCACAAAUCGCACAAAAUGCUCCAAUUGUAUACAUCCAUGGAGGUGCGUGGGUUGGAGAGUCUCACACCUAUAAUGAGCUUGGACCAUUAAUUGACAAGCUGGACUUGAAAUUGAAUAAUGGCGCUUACACAACUGGAGAGCAGCUCACUGAGAUCCAAUUUUUUGUUCUCGACUAUAGGAUGUCUCCCGAAGUUGUUCAUCCUCACCAUAUCUUGGAUGUUUUACACGCGUUGAGCUUUGUUUAUAAAUUGGGUAUCCACAAGGUGUCUCUCAUAGGCCAUUCUGCCGGAUCAACUAUGUGCACCCAGAUAUUAGAGUAUAAAACCUUCUUGGGCUUCUAUGACAUUGAAUUCACUUUACCAGUUCCUGACAUUGACUCUAUCGUGUUUUUGGACGGCAUUUUCGACAUCUCCAAGAUGCUCGAGGAAUACCCUAGCUACCUUCAAGAGUUUGUGGAGAUUGCUUUCCGAUCGGAGCAAGACUGGUCGGAAAAAUGCAAUAUGCUACACUACAAGAUGACAAGCGAUACAAAAAAAGAGAUUAGGGAUAAGUUUAACUCCUUAAGAAAAACAAUUAUAGCCCACAGCACCAAAGACGAACUGCUCAGCACGAGACAGCCCACAGAAUUUUGUAAGUGGCUUGAUCAGUUGCCGUAUACGGACUACAAGUACAUCGUUCAGGAUAUGGGAACACACAAUGAAACAUACAAAAGCGACGGUCUUGUCUCAAUUAUCAUACAACAUUUAUUGCACUGA
This is a messenger RNA of Ogataea parapolymorpha DL-1, 843 nucleotides long. RefSeq names its product kynurenine formamidase. The transcript has a single exon. NCBI's taxonomy places the organism in Eukaryota, Fungi, Ascomycota, Pichiomycetes, Pichiales, Pichiaceae. The record is from RefSeq and is a predicted model, not a curated record. The coding region runs from base 1 to 843 and encodes 280 amino acids.